This is a messenger RNA of Staurois parvus, 2649 nucleotides long. Lineage: Eukaryota; Metazoa; Chordata; Amphibia; Anura; Ranidae. The record is from the annotation of a GenBank genome assembly.
GGCUUGUGUAUUCCAGGCAUGGAGCGGCAGGCAGGGUCGGGGUUGGCUGUUCGGAGGUCCCGGCACAAUGUGGUGGCUUCGGGUCACGGGAACCGGCGGGAGGAGAACAGUGGUAAUGAGCGGAAGACGCGGAGCUGGGGGUUGGUGUUCGGAGCGGGGGUGCCUGUCGUGCUCUUCCUCUAUGUGCUCGGGAUAAGAGGACUGGUGCACCUCUCACUGCGACAACUGGUCACCCCGGGCGCCCGCACCGGGCACUUCAACGGUACCACUGCCAGGACGUAUCUGGAGGAGAUCACAGCUAUUGAUUCUAGGACAGUGGGGAGCCCUGCAAAUGAAAUCCUUGCAGUCAACUAUAUAUUGGAGAGGAUCAAAGACAUUCAGAAGCAGAAAAACAAGGUCCACAAGAUAACCGUAGAUAUACAAAGACCUACUGGGUCAUUCAGCAUCAACUUUCUUGGAGGUUUCACCAGUUACUAUGAUAACAUAACUAAUAUAGCUGUGAAGUUGGAACCAGCACGGGGAGCACAGCAUGCUGUACUUGCAAACUGUCACUUUGAUUCAGUUGCCAACACCCCAGGUGCCAGUGAUGAUGCUGUAAGCUGUGCAGUACUACUUGAAAUCCUAGGAUCACUGUCAAGUACGCCACUUUCUUUGAAACAUGCAAUUAUAUUCCUGUUCAAUGGUGCGGAAGAAAAUAUUCUACAGGGUAGCCAUGGUUUCAUUACACAACACCCAUGGGCCAAGCUUGUUCGUGCUUUUAUCAAUUUGGAGGCUGCUGGUGUUGGUGGAAAGGAGCUGGUAUUUCAGACAGGCCCUGAAAACCCAUGGCUUGUACAAGCAUAUGCAGAGGCUGCUGUCCACCCUUUUGCUUCAGUGGUGGCCCAAGAGAUAUUCCAGAGUGGUGUUAUCCCUUCAGAUACAGAUUUCCGCAUUUACAGAGACUUUGGCCAUAUUCCAGGUAUUGACCUGGCCUUCAUUGAGAAUGGUUACAUUUACCAUACAAAAUAUGACACCGCAGAUAGAAUUCACACAGACUCCAUCCAAAGAGCAGGUGACAAUAUAAUGGGGGUAUUGAAAUACUUGGCAUCUUCACAUCUUCUUGCUGACGCCUCAGAAUAUCGUCAUGGGAACUUGGUUUUCUUUGAUGUGUGCGGCUUCUUUGUUCUGUGCUAUCCAGCUCGCAUUGGUACCAUCGUAAAUUACAUCAUUGGCACAGUUACUUUGUUUUAUUUAAGCAAAAACACCAUUAAAUACAAGAGAGCAGGUAUGAACUAUGCUCGUGAUCUCAUGGUUGGACUAUUCAUCACAGUGACAAGCUGGAUCUCGGCUCUAGUAACUGUUCUUAUCAUGGCAGUGCUGGUUACUUUGAGUGGUGGUGCCCUCUCAUGGUAUACACAUUUCUAUGUGUCUGUGGCUCUGUAUGGUGCUGCGGCUCUAGCUAAGCUCCUAUUAAUGCACUCACUGGCUAAACAGUUCUAUUUUGCUAACACAAACAAACAGUACCUUGGAGACCUCUUCUUUGAUGUGUCCUUGCUUUCAUGGGGCAUACCCAUGGUGCUCUUUACUAAUAAAGGCUUGUGCUCUGCUUAUUUCUUCGCCAUGUGGGUGAUUUUUCCGUUGAUCACAAAAGUGUUUCUUCGGCAAGAAUUUAUUUAUCAAGGUUCAUCCUAUAAAUACAUUGCCAUAUACCUGUUGGGAUUAUUUUAUCCUUGUCUACACACCAUGUAUUAUGUGUGGGCAGUGUUUGAGAUGUUCACGCCUAUCCUUGGACGCAGCGGUACAGAAAUCCCACCUGAUGUGGUGAUGGCCACUUUAUUGGUUGUUUGUACAGUUAUUCUUUUAUCUUACUUUAUCAAGUUUAUUUAUCUAGUGAAGAGCACCAAAAAGUUAAUGAUGUGUUUGGCAUUUGUGUCUGGUAUGAUGUUCGUCCUUGUUUGUAGUGGCCUGUUCUUUCCAUAUAGUGGCAGUAUGGAUAGUCCCAAGCCAAAGAGGAUCUUCCUGCAGCAUACAACACGGACUUUUCACAAUUUGAAUGGGGAAGUGGUUAAGACAGAUUCUGGUAUAUGGAUAAAUGGCUUUGACUACAGUGGAUUAUUUCACGUCACUCCUCACAUACCUGAAUUAAACGACACCGUCAGAGCCCCUUGUGAAGAUGCUCCAUUCUGCGGAUACCCCUGGUUUUUUCCUGUUCAUUUUUUGCUCAGGAAAAACUGGUAUCUCCCAGCACCCCCUCCUCCUGUCUCUGAGAACAUAGAGUUUAAACUUGUAUCCAGGGAGGAGAUGCCAUGGGGUUCUACUCGAAUGAACUUUGAGGUUAAAGGACCAAGUCACAUGACAAUAUAUGUGCGCUCACAUGACCAUUUUGUGCUGUCUAGCUGGUCUCUGGGUGAUGGGUUACCAGUGCCAAGCAAUGGCGGAGACUACUUUGUAUAUUACUCUCAUGGCCUGCAGGCUCCAGUAUGGAAAUUUUGGAUUGAACUGAAGGGUUCAGAUGAUAAUUCUGAUGGGAUGGUUACAGUUGCUGCAGCAUCUCACUAUUUCUUUGGAUCCAAUCAGCAUUCUCCUCAGCUUGAUGCUCUUCUUCAAAAAUUCCCAGAUUGGAGCUUCCCAUCUAGCUGGGUCAGCACAUAUGAGCUGUUUGUCUAUUGA